Messenger RNA from Xenopus laevis (African clawed frog), 771 nucleotides. RefSeq names its product cornifelin, gene 2 S homeolog (gene cnfn.2.S). Lineage: Eukaryota; Metazoa; Chordata; Amphibia; Anura; Pipidae. The record is from RefSeq and is marked provisional.
UCAUAAUUGAAAAUACUAUAAAAGUCAGACAAGAUAUCUAGAUAAACAUUAACUUGCUUUCUACAACUGUCAUAAAAGGCUCUCCCAGAUAUGAGUGGCCUCUAUAAAUGACAGGCAUUAAGACAGGUUGCACAGCAUCCAGCAACUGCAUCUUCCUGAGCAUCGACUGAGCCGACUCUGCAGCGCACGUCACAAUGUCUUAUCCAAUCAGCUAUGAGCCCAAGGGUGUGCAGAAUUUUGCUGUCAGUGCCCCCAGCAAAUGGAAUUCUGAUACCUGUGACUGCUGCGACGAUGUAGGAAUCUGUCUAUGCGGAGCCUUCGUACCCUGCAUUUUGGGUUGUAGAGUGGCAAAGGAUUACGGAGAGUGCUGCUGCCUGCCAUUUCUGUUUGGAACGUCUGUUGCCAUGAGGACAGGAAUAAGGGAGCGCUACCGCAUUGAGGGCACUAUCUGUAAUGACUGGGUGUGCGUCUCAUUCUGUGGCCCCUGCACUCUCUGCCAAAUGGCUCGGGAACUAAAGGCCAGAAACUGAGAAGACAGCGGGGAAGGGACAACAAUAUAAGGACAUUUUCCUGAAGGACCCAAUUACUUCUGUUUGUACUGUUGCACCUGUGGUGGACCCUUACAUUCAUUUCACAUGCAGCGGUGCAGAUGGCAACACACUAGUAGCAACAUUAGUUAUACCUGUUUCAAUAGAUUAGAACCAGUCAUCCAAGACAAGUAAUUUAAAGGAUGAUCAUUAAAUGGUGACAAGAAAAGUCUUAUUUAAAGGA